Messenger RNA from Beauveria bassiana ARSEF 2860, 1479 nucleotides. Its product is annotated as C6 transcription factor, putative. Gene Ontology annotation, cellular component: nucleus. The transcript has 5 exons. Gene Ontology annotation, molecular function: DNA-binding transcription activator activity, RNA polymerase II-specific; RNA polymerase II cis-regulatory region sequence-specific DNA binding. Gene Ontology annotation, biological process: regulation of transcription by RNA polymerase II. The coding region runs from base 1 to 1479 and encodes 492 amino acids. NCBI's taxonomy places the organism in Eukaryota, Fungi, Ascomycota, Sordariomycetes, Hypocreales, Cordycipitaceae. The record is from RefSeq and is a predicted model, not a curated record.
AUGCACUCCACGGCCGAGUUCCGCGGUACAAUGACGCUGCAUGAGAGGGGUAAACUGUCCGGCGGCGAUCGUAUUCUGGGCAGUGUCAUAAUAGAGGGCUAUGCAGCAAAGCGACUUCGGCUAAGAAUUCGAGAGCUCGAAGAUCAACAAUCAAGAGUCAGCAUCGAGUCCAGUACCUCAAGCCCCCUUGCGACCGCGAGUUCGUCAAUUGAAACGACCAGCUCAAAGCUUGGCGGCGUAUUCCAUGUGCAAUGCGAAAAUCCAAUUGGCAAUGGUGGUCCGAUUGUUGCGCGCAGCAUGAUGCACAAGACCCGAAUGUUUGGCCAGAGCCAUUGGUGCGUGACUGGAGUUCUGUUGAUUCGCGACAUUUUUGAGACGAUAGACGCGCAGCUCCAAGAGCGAGGCGCUGAGGCUUGGGCAGGUAUUACAAGAUGCAAGGGACUAGCUCGCUUCAUCAAGGCCAGACGAUCGCCUCCUUGGCCGCCGACAAAGCUUUCUCCGCUGCCCGAAAAGCCGCUCGCAGACAGACUGGUUGAGAAUUACCUGCAAAACACCGAAUCGUUAUACCGCGUUCUGCAUAUACCGACCUUUCGAGAGCAGUACGAUGCUCUCUGGGUAGCAGGGUCAGCACCUGACACAGCGUUUCUCGUGCAAACGGUGCAAACGAAUAUUCUAUUGCUUUUUGCGCAGGAGCGGCUCGGCAUCAUUGCAGAUUCCAUGUCGAUAUCAAUGGGAUGGCUAAUCCGCCGGGCCAUGUAUAUGGGGCUUCAUAGAGAUCCAGCCCGACUACCCGAAAGAACUGUUCUCACCUGUGAGAUGCACCGCCGCUUGUGGAACACGAUUGCCGAAUCAAAUCUCCAGUCGAGCCUUGGCUCGAGAGGGUCGGUGUUUCUGUCCAUGAGCGACUUUGAUACAAAGACACCCGGCAACUUUGACAACGAACAGCUGCUCGAGCUCGAUCCUGUGGCACGGCCAGCGCACGAAUGCACACAAAUGACCAUGGCGCUGGCUCUACGGGAGACUUUUGCCCAGCGACUAGACGCGUUGCGGUUCCUGAAUGACGUGUCAUCUGGCGGUUCAUACGACGAGACGCUUCGGCAGGGCGCCAAGCAGGCGCUGACCAGCACCGAGCUGCGCGUUCUCGACAUCAUCAUGUAUCGCUAUCUCACGGCUCUGCAUGUGCCAUACUUUGUCGCAGCAAUGCAAGACGCCAAAUAUGCAUACUCGCGAGUCGUAGUUGUGGACUGUGUCCUCAAGAUUUGGACCUCACUAGCGGGCCGCACAUGGAUGCACGCUUCCUGCGCGCAAUCGCCGAUUGGAGCAGCAGAUAAUCUUCGGAGGCAGGUGACUCGCGGCAUGAGCUUCUUCAUGAUUGCUGCAAUGCAUUCCGCGCUGCUUAUUGUCAUGGAGCUCCGCGCGCAGCUUAAGGAGAGCGAUGGGCUAGGGGGAGGGGGGAAUGAACCCGUCUUUCAAAGCUAA